This is a messenger RNA of Staurois parvus, 501 nucleotides long. Lineage: Eukaryota; Metazoa; Chordata; Amphibia; Anura; Ranidae. The record is from the annotation of a GenBank genome assembly.
UCGUCUGGCAAGACAGUGGGCUCCGAGUCAACAGGCACGACAGUGGGCACCGGGUCAUCAGGUAUCGGAUUGUCUGGCUCGACAGCGGGCAUCGGGUCACCAGGUAUGACAGCGGGCACUGGGUCACCAGGCAUCAGGUCAUUUGGCUUGCCAGCGGGCACCGCGUCAUCUGGCAAGGCAGUGGGCACCGGGUCACCAGGUAUGACAGGCUCUGAGUCAAUUGGCACGACAGCGGGCACUGGAUCAGGUACCGGAUCAUCUGGAUCAACAGCGGGCAUCGAGUCAACUGGCCUAAUAGGAUCGUCGGGCUGGAUCAGUUCAUCAUGCUGAGUAGCGGCAUCAGGCUGAGUAGAGGCAUCAGGCUGAGUAGAGGCAUCAGGCUGAGUAGAGGCUUCAGGCUGAGUAGAGGCUUCAGGCUGAGUCACGGAAGGCAGGUUCACCGGGUUAAAGGCAGGAUAGGUGCAGCGAGUGGGAACAGGGUACUGACAUGCGGUAGAUAGC